AUGCUCGCGGCCCUCAGCGCGGCGCAGUGGGUGGUGGGCAAGGCGCUGGCCCCUGUGGCCGACGGCUUGCUGGAGGCUUGGGAUGCCAGCAAGCGCUUGGGUCUCAACAUCGAGGCCCUGAGGAUGGAGCUGCUGCUCGUGCAGGCCACGCUCGAGACCGCCAGCCGCAAGCAGAUCGACGGCCGGGCCAUGGAGGAUCUGCUGGGGAAGCUGGGGCGCUCGGCGCACUCCGCCGAGGACUUGCUGGACGAGCUGGACUACUUCCGCAUCCACGAUGAGCUCCACGACAUGCACGACGCCACAGACCAGCAUGCCAAGGGGUGCUUCCAUGACCUUGCCCUCAACGCUCGUCACACCGCCAAAGCUGUGCUUGGUCUAUCCGCGUGCUCGUCUGCUGCCUGUUGUCCUGGUGAACCUGGGGAAGUGGAAGGUGCCGGACGACAGGUCAGCUGUUGCAUUUGGCCAUGUGGUAGUAGGCAGAGGUAUCACGGUAAUUCUUCCUCAACGCCGAGCACCAAUCAAGUUGAUGAGGACGGCGGGUGCAUGCUCAAGCUCGGUAAACUCCUCCCUUGCUCAUAUUUGCCGCAUGUUCGUGAUGAUCAUUCUGGCCAGCCAACUCACUCCGGCGCGCCACGGAGAGCAACACCAAUGCCGGGGUUUAAUAGGGUUGAUGUCUCUGAAAGAAUGAAGCGUGUCAUAGAGCAACUGCAGCCCGUGCGUACAGAGGUUACCAAGGUUCUGCAGAGUUGUGGCCAUAUGACUGUCCCAGAUAUUGCCAAGACUCGUCCCAUCACCACCGGUCAGAGUAUAGAGCCAAAACUGUAUGGGAGGGACCGUAUCAUGAAUAGCAUCAUACAUGAUAUGACCAAGGGUAAAUACCGUAGUAAGGAUCUAACCGUGCUUCCGAUUGUCGGUCCAGGGGGGAUAGGGAAGACAACUCUGAUACAACACAUAUAUAGAAACCAACAAGUUAGAAAUCACUUUCAAGUCGUUAUUUGGGUAUGCGUGUCACUCAAAUUCAAUUUGAAUAAGCUUUUGGAAGAGAUCGAAACAUACGAAGGGGAAAAAUAUGGCAGAGUUGAAGAGCUGAUUGAGCAGAGAUUAAGAUCUAAAAGGUUUUUGCUUGUACUGGAUGAUGUAUGGGAGUUUAGUGACGAGGAUGAUUGGAAAAGGUUAUUGCUGCCACUCAAAACAUCACAAGAAAAGGGUAGCAUAAUUCUACUCACAACUCGGUUUCCAAUAAUUGCAAAGAUGGUUGAAACAACUGAUCAUAUAGAGUUGGAAGGAUUAGAAUCCGAACAAUUUAGAAAGUUAUUCCUUAGAUUUAUCUUUGGUGACGGGCCCUUUAAAAGUGAUCAUAAUUUUUUGCUUGACACCGGAGAUAAGAUAAUGGAAAAACUGAAAGGCUCCCCUCUUGCUGCAAAAACUGUUGGUACAUUACUGAGGAAGUGCCUUAAUUUGCGUCAUUGGAGAAGAGUUUUAGAAAGUAAAGAAUGGGAGAGACGGACCGGUACCAAUGACAUUAUGCCUGCUCUGAAGCUUAGCUAUGACUAUCUUUCUUUUCAUCAACAACAAUGUUUCUUCUAUUCUGCACUAUUUCCAGAAGAUCACGAGUAUAGUACCACUGAGCUAAUCAAUUUGUGGAUAGGACUAGAUAUUUUACAACCUAGUACUCAGAAUCAAACAUUGGAAGAUGUAGGUUUAAUGAAUUUGAAUGAUCUGGUCACACAUGGAUUUUUCAAAGAAGAGGAAACUAAUGGCCGUGUGCGUUAUGUAAUGCAUGACCUGCUACAUGAUUUAGCACUAAAGGUUGGGUCUCAUGAAUGUCUUACAGUACAUCAUUCUAAUGUGGGGUCAGUAGAAAUUAAGCCAUCCAUUCGUCACUUGUCUAUAAUCAUUGAUGAUGAUCAUACAAUGUCUGUUUUACAGUGUCGUUUUCUUCAGAGUUCAGUCACAAGCUCACAGUACGCUUGGCUCGAUGCUCGCAGCCCCUCCCUCUUGUCCGGAGCUUCACACGCGUGCGUGGAGCCUUCCUGGCAUCGGUGGCGCGCUGGCCCGCCCUCGCCGGCGUCUUCUGCGGCGUCGGGACCUCCCGUGGCGGCCGACAGAAGGCACACCACGGCAGAACGCCGUUCAGCGCCGCCCAAGCCAUCUGGUAGCUCCGCGUGGCCGUCUCCCUUGCCAGCGCACGCGUGCAGCACCGCCGCCGUGGCCUGGCACGCGCAGGGCGCGCUCCCUUCCGCCGACGUGCCGCACGGCCGUUUCGUUGGGACAGGCCGUAAAACCCCCUCCGUGCUGAGCUGGACCCUGGAAUGGCACCACUACUCCACCUAG
Triticum urartu is the source of this 2334-nucleotide messenger RNA. NCBI's taxonomy places the organism in Eukaryota, Viridiplantae, Streptophyta, Magnoliopsida, Poales, Poaceae. The record is from RefSeq and is a predicted model, not a curated record.